AUGUUUUUGUAUGUUUAAAUACAGCUUAUUUUUAAUUUGGGAAGUUUAUUUAUAAUAGAUAAGAAAUAUGGAACUUAUAUAAGAAAAAAGGUAAAUAUAAUAUUAUUAUUUUAAAUAAACAAAUAUAAAUUUUCAUUUUUGAAACUAUAAAUCUAUUCAAAUAUUUAAUUUUUUUUUUAUAUAUAUAACAUUAAAAAACAAGACCUAUAUUAUGAUUUUAUAGGAUUAGGUUGCUUAGUAAUCGGAUAAUACAUAAAUUAAUUUUUUUUUUUCUUUUUUUUUGUAAAGAUCUAUAAAAUAACUGCUUUUUUUAAAAAAAUAGAAAUGCGUUUUGAUUUCUCAGCUAAGGCUUAAUAAAUAAUAGGACUAAUAUCUUUACUUUUUAAAAACAUAUAUAUAAUUCAUACUACAUCAUGUCUAUGGGUAUAUAUUGGUAGAUAUUAGUAAUAUUCUUGGCUUCAUAAAUAUGAACUUAUGUUUGAAAAUUGGUAUAUUUAAUAUUUAAAUUCUUUUUAUUUUAAUACUGUUACUAUGGUAACAGUUGGUUAUGGGGAUAUUUCUCCUUAAACAGAUCUUGAAAAAUUGAUUUAAAUUAUUAUUAUGUUUAUUGUUUGUGGAGUUUUUGCCUAUUCAAUAAAUGAAGUAAUCUUUUAUUUUUAAAAAAUACAUAUAUUUUAAUAAAUAUUUGAGGUUGGUAAUAUUUUUUAAGAAAUGAGAAAUUAGUUUAAAUAAAUAAAAAAUGAUAUAAAUACUAUGAAUGGAUAUAUGAGAAAAAAAAAAAUCGAAAGUAAUCUAUAAUAUAAAAUAAGAUAAUAUUUAGAAUAUUAUUGGAGAAAUAAUGGUUACUAUAAUUACGAAAAUGAAUAAGUUAUAGUAAAUUAGCUUUCUAAAGAUUUAAAAAGAAGACUAAUAUAAGAUGCAAAUAAAAUAGUGAUAAAUUCAAACAUUUUUAAGAAAAAUUUCUCAAGUUUUUUACUAGAAAAAAUGCCUUAUAUUAUAUAAGAAAUUAAAUAUGCGCCAGAAGAGCUUAUUUUUGAAAAAAACGAAAAUUUAGAUCAUUCAAUUUAUUUUAUAUAGUAAGGAUCUGUAACUAUAUGUACACUUGAUUAAAAAAAAUAAAAAUUAUAAACACUUUUUGAAUUAAAAAAAGGCGAUUAUUUUGGAGAUAUAGAAUUUUUUUCUGGUCAAUAAAGAAAAUAUAGUGCAAAAAGUUGCGAAUUUACUGUUCUUUUAAGAAUAUAAAGAAAUUAAUUUCUAGAAAUAUUAAAAUAAUUUGAUAUAGACUUUGAAAAAUUUAGUGAAAUAAAAGAUAUAUUAAUACAAUAAUAAAUAAAAAAAAUACAUAAAUACUUAGAAAUAGAAUGUUUUUUUUGUAACAAAAGCCAAAACAAAAAUGAAUAAAAAAUGCAUUUUCAUAAUGAAUGUCCGAUUGUUUAAUAAAUAUUUAGGAAAAACUUCAUAAUAUAAAGGCAUAAAUACGAUAUUGGUUAAAAAGAAAGAGGAUAAUAUGCUAGAAUUACUAAUAAUUUUUAAACGUUAAGAAGAAUUUAAUAGGUAGAAGGUGACGUACAAAAAUUCAAAUUUAAUAAUGAGGAAAUAAUAGAAAAUUAUGAAGGAUAAAAAAGUAUAACAGAUAAUAUAUCAGAAAAUCUAUCAAAUAAAUCUUUGAAUAAUAUAUAUUAAAAUUAUGAUAAUAAUAAUAAUAAUAAUAAUAAUAAUAAUAAUAAUAAUAAUAUAAUAUGA
This is a messenger RNA of Ichthyophthirius multifiliis, 1743 nucleotides long. RefSeq lists its product as hypothetical. The record is from RefSeq and is a predicted model, not a curated record. The transcript is spliced from 2 exons. NCBI's taxonomy places the organism in Eukaryota, Ciliophora, Oligohymenophorea, Hymenostomatida.